AUGAUUAAAAGGAGGUCUACGAAAAGAGUCUGGCCAUACACACCUGAACCUUCGCCCCGUCUGGAACCCUCUAUCUACUCGUUGGAAGAGGUACCGGAGGUCUGCGAGAUGCCUAGUGACGAAGUCCCUCGGGCUCGACCCAUCAGUGUAGUGGGCCGAAGAGAGGGCCUCAUGUCCCCAGCGAGACCGACGCUGGACGAUGUACUUGCCAACAAAGCACCAUCUCCAUACACGCUUGCUGCGUUUACCGCUUUUCUUUCACAACAACACUGUUUAGAGACGCUUGAAUUCACCACGGAGGCUAAAAAGUACGCCGACAAAUUCGAUGAAGCAUCAGCAAGCCUUGCAGGAAUGCCGAUCACGGUGGACGCACAGGAGGGCUGGGAACUGAUCCAAGACUGGACUCGCAUUCUUGAUAUCUACGUGAAGCCUGGUGCGCCUCGAGAGAUCAAUUUACCAGCGGAGGAGCGGGACGAUCUGCUUGAGCAAGCCUACGAAUUGCGACCGCCGCCUCCUGAAGCAUUGGAUGCCGCCGUAAAACGCAUGUAUGAUUUGAUGUCGGAAUCCAUCUUCAUCCCCUUCUGCAACAGCCUUCAACAAUUACCCUACGCCCAAACAUACGACGCCCUCUCGGAUUAUGGCCAUCUGAGUGGCCUUGAUCCACCGCGGCUCACCUACGACGAUCGAGGCAUGCACCGGCAGAUGAUAUCCGCUCGAAGACGCCGGUCUCCCCCCAACACAUCAGCUGCAUCGUUUGAGACCUCCCGAACACUUGCAUCGCCACACCGAUCGGCCCCUUCCUCGUCACUGUCAUCGGCAUUGGGUCGCCAAAGCGGGACGCGAUUAACCCACCAUAUUUCUCCAUCGUCGGUAGUCUCGGAAAGUGCGUUGACCGAUAGUAGUGGAGGGCCCGACAGUCCUCCGGCUGGCGAACCGGACACCGUCGUGAUGACUCCCCCGACAACCCCGCCCACCAGUGAUGUUGGCAUGAGCGGUAUGGGCCAGGUCAGUGGAGCGGCUUCGGUACACGCUGCUAAAAUCCACCGAAGCGAGAGUGGUGGGUGGAAGAAGGCGAUGAAACUAUUUGGAGGCAGCAAGAAGAAGAACGAGGGCUCUGACGGAUAA
Messenger RNA from Capronia coronata CBS 617.96, 1125 nucleotides. RefSeq lists its product as uncharacterized. NCBI's taxonomy places the organism in Eukaryota, Fungi, Ascomycota, Eurotiomycetes, Chaetothyriales, Herpotrichiellaceae. The transcript has a single exon. The record is from RefSeq and is a predicted model, not a curated record. The coding region runs from base 1 to 1125 and encodes 374 amino acids.